Molecule: messenger RNA, 1080 nt
Organism: Cooperia oncophora
Lineage: Eukaryota; Metazoa; Nematoda; Chromadorea; Rhabditida; Trichostrongylidae
Source: the annotation of a GenBank genome assembly
AUGCCUCCAAGCCUGAUCAAGCCGAAUAAAAUUAUAUGUCAACCUUUCGUAUCUAAGGAAGCAGUCGAAAAGUUCCUAGAGGAUACUAUACGAAAAAGAGCUGAAAAGAAAGAAGCCGCCAUAAAGGCUGCACAACUGUUGGAAACUCUUCGACGGAUACAACGUCGCCGUGCCGCUAUGCGGCGAACUGAACUUCUCCGAGAUUCGACUGUGGAAAAAGCAGCCUUGCGUUCUUAUAUCGAUAAUGAGUAUCAGAAAGCUGCAUUGGAAUAUAUACAUGCAACUUUGCAUGGCCGCCUGGGCGAUAAGCAGCCUGAUGGUGCCGGAAACGUUGUCGACACAUUGUUGCGAGAAAGCGACGAUAUAGAUGAAGUAUUUUACAAUUUCGAUUAUCUGAGUGAGCGUGAUCAAGAUGCUGGCAAUCUAUGGUACUAUUUUCAUGAUAAAACGUGGAACAAAACACAUUUCCCGAAGUCUUUGGAUUACGUAGAUAUUAUGAAUGGAUAUUUUAACACUGCUUCGAAAUUGAUCAAGAACCAUGCAGAUUUGGCGUUGACGAUGCGGCUGUUUAGGCAUCUCCGUGGGGAUCCAUGGAAUCCUAAGCAAAAUUUGUUGCUACAUGGUGCAUUAAGUAACGAUUUGCGCUCAGCAGUCUUGCAAGAUGUGCCCCUGUUCAUUGCUCCGAAUGGUGAUGACUCUUUGGAUGAAGAGUUUGCUAGAAAUGUUGCUUUUGGUAACGGCUUAUUCGGAUUCAGAGCAGCGUCUGUUGUGAAUGCUUUUAUGGCACAAAUUCGAGUUGAUUUUGCUAAUGGAAUAGAACUGGUUCCUCCUGGAGACAGUGCUGAAAAUGCUAUAGGCACCCAGCUUGUUCCCGCUUAUAAGUACAUUGAGUUACAACUUCUGGAGGAGCGAUCGUAUAUUUCGGAGGAUAUGCGCAAAAAUAUUGAAAAUGAUAUGACGAGAAUGCUCGAUCGACUAAUUGUCGCGUACGAAUUAUCUCAAAUUAGAACAUGGACAUUGAACAUCCUUCCUGCUCACACUGGCAUUUCGCGUGGAUAUUGGUGCUGGAAAGCGUGCUAA